This is a messenger RNA of Carya illinoinensis, 2151 nucleotides long. RefSeq lists its product as uncharacterized. NCBI's taxonomy places the organism in Eukaryota, Viridiplantae, Streptophyta, Magnoliopsida, Fagales, Juglandaceae. The coding region runs from base 1 to 2151 and encodes 716 amino acids. The record is from RefSeq and is a predicted model, not a curated record. The transcript is spliced from 3 exons.
AUGGGGGAAUACUGCAUAGUGGGACAGGCUAUGGUGGAAAAGAUGGUAAACAACAAAGCUUUUAGAACCACGAUGUCACAAAUUUGGAGGUUGCAAGGAUGGGUGAAGUUCAAAGAGAUAGGUGACCAGAGCUUCUUAAUAGAAUUUCAAGAACUGGCAGAUAAGGAGAAGGUCUUGAGUGGUAGGCCAUGGUUCUUCGACAGGUGCCUAUUAUCUCUGCAAGAAAUUGACGCUAAGGUUUCCAUUAAUAGCAUGCAGUUUCGUUUUGAACCUUUCUGGGUUCAACUGCACAACCUUCCACUAGCCAUGAUGACCGAGGAGGUCGGCAUACAAUUUGCAGAAUCCAUAGGACAUGUUAUCCAUGUAGAUGCAGAGGUUGAUGGACAUGCAUGGGGUCGUUGUUUGAGGAAUUUUUGUUUCCACUGCGGUAUCCUAUACCACAAAGGUAGAAACUGUAACAGUAUACGCCAUGAACAACAAAAGGAAGAUCAAGCCCCCCAACAGUUUGGUCACUGGUUAAGAGCUCAACCCAUGCAUACAGAUAUCUUUAGUGUCCGUAAGUAUGGUGGGUCAAAGGGUGGAGCAACUGGUGGAGCAAGAGGAGGAGCAUACGAUGGCAACAGCAAUCGAGGAGAGCAUGUGCCGGAGAAAGGACAAUGUGACAGAGAAGAGCCCAUACCAAGCAACCAUGUUGUGGAACAGGAGGUGUCAGCGAAAUUGAAGGAAACCUUUCCAGCAGGAAACUUGAAAAGGGUUGUCCAAAAAGCAAAAGGUCAAAAGGCAGAUGAGGAAGUCCCAACCUCUGAAAUGACGACAGGUACACAUCUAGAAACUAGUACCAAAUUUCAUUUAGAUAGGCCACUCCCAAGUGUGCACGAGGCCCUUAGACUGGACACUGACAAUGAGACCCCACUACCUCGGACCUUUACUAUAAUGGAAAUAGAUCAAGUCAAACAAAGUCUAGUUCAGUUAAAUACACAUCCGAAACUAGAUAAACAAGAUGGAACCAAUGAGGGAAAGAACACAGGUGAAGGUUUGACUAGGAGGAAGGUUGUUAGCUCAGAGGUCAUGAAAAUACCUGCUACACAGAUUGAGGGUCCCAUUACCAGAAAAUGGAAAAGGCUUGCCCGAGGAGAGGAAUCUCAUGGAUGUUUAUUAGAGGAAGUUCCUUUGAAUGACAUAACCGAUAUUUGCCAAAGGUCAGGAUAUAGGAGGGGAUGUAAAAGAGGGAGUGAAGAGAAUAAACAAGAUACUAAGAGAAUCAAGAGGGUAGGGACCAUGAAAACAAGAACCAAGUGGCAGAGGCUGGGAGCCAGCCCUUCCAAUAUCAAUGAGCAUUAUAGUGUGGAACUGCCGAGGGCUUGGGAACCCUCGGCCAUGGAUAGUGUGGGACUUAGUGGUGGGAUUGCUCUACUGUGGAAAGAGGAGUGGGAAGUUACAAUCAUUAACUACACCCGUUGGCAUAUCAGUGCACUAGUUAAGGAAGAAGUUAAUGGACAAACAUGGCAAUUCACAGGAUUUUAUGGACAUCCAAAAACAGCAAAAAGAAAAGGGAGUUGGCAAUUACUUGAAAUGUUAAAACCCCCCACACCUAUGGCCUGGUUUUGUGCAGGAGAGUUCAAUGAAAUCCUACACCAGAAGGAGAAACAAGGGGCUACAAGUAGGCCUUAUAAACAGAUUGAGGAUUUCGGGAGGGUAGUCGAGUUCUGUGGACUCCAAGACCUCUACUCACUGGGACAAAACUUUACUUGGUCCAAUAACAGAAGAGGAAGGGAAUUUACAAAAGAAAGAAUUGAUAGGGCAAUGGUAAACAAGGAAUGGAAUGAAUUGUUUAACUCUGGCACCUGUACUGUUCUAGCAGCAGUAAGGUCUGAUCAUUCCCCUCUAUGCAUCAACAAACAUAAGGAAGGCAAUGGAAAAAGGAAGAGGAGAGCGUGCUUUAGAUAUGAGGCAGCUUGGGACCUAAAAGAGGAGUGUAAGGAAAUAGUAGAAAAGGCUUGGAAGGCAGAUAGAAUGAGUGGAGGAGGUGGCAACUCAGUACGACUAAAACUUGAACUAUGCCAGAGGGGCUUAGUGCAGUGGAACCAGAAGGAAAAAGUGCAGACUCAAAAGGAUAUUAAUCAGAAACUGGAAAAGAUUAGUCAUCUCUAA